Messenger RNA from Drosophila ananassae, 1951 nucleotides. Its product is annotated as putative metabolite transport protein YwtG. Lineage: Eukaryota; Metazoa; Arthropoda; Insecta; Diptera; Drosophilidae. The record is from RefSeq and is a predicted model, not a curated record. The transcript has 8 exons. Gene Ontology annotation, molecular function: transmembrane transporter activity. The coding region runs from base 45 to 1727 and encodes 560 amino acids. Gene Ontology annotation, biological process: transmembrane transport.
CGCCUCAACUUCAGUUGGCAAAGUCGAUCCAAGCACUCAGCACGAUGACUACCGAGGAAUCCACCGGUGACUCUAAGCUUCCCAAGAUCACCGAGCUGGCGGAGCACUCCAAUCCAUCAGAUCUCGGCCAGAAAGAUGCCAACAAAUCAGAGGCUGCCGAUUUUGAGACGGCCAUCGAUUCGGCCGGAUUCGGGAUGUUCAACAUGCUGUUGCUCAUUUCCGCCGUACCAGCUGCGAUGGGAACCGUGUACGAAACCUCAACGAUGUCCUACAUCCUGCCCAGUGCAGAGUGCGACCUGCAGCUGAGCCUCCUGGACAAGGGAAUACUGAACGCGAUCACCUAUGCCGGCAUGAUCAGUUCGGCGGUGAUGUGGGGCUACUUGGCGGAUACAAAGGGGAGAAGAAAUCUACUGAUUGUUGGAUUCGCGGCCGAUACUUUUUGUGUGUUGGGUGGAGCUCUCAGCCAGUCGGUGCUUCAGUUGAUGAUCUUCAAGUAUCUGGGGGGUUUCUGCAUGAGUGGACCGUUUGCCGUUCUGAUGACGUAUCUGACGGAACUCCAUGGCCGGCAGCAUCGGCAGAGAAUAAUGAUGAUCGUGGGCAUUAUGUUUUCGAUAGCCACUCUAACCCUACCCGGACUGGCCAUGCUGAUUCUGCCCCAGCAAUGGGAUAUUCAAAUAUGGAACUUAUCGCUUACAUCGUGGCAAGUUUUUGUGGCCAUCACCGCCCUGCCCAGUUUCCUGAGCUUCGUACUCUUCUUUUUCUUUCCCGAGAGCCCCAAGUUUCUGAUGUCCAAGGGCCGGAAUGAGGAGGCCAUGGCCGCCUUCCAGUUCAUAUAUCACCUGAACACCCGCAAGCCCAAGGACUCUUUUCCAAUUAAGCUGUUGGCGAAUGAAGUCAUAGUGCCAGUUAAGAAGCACAAAGACAUAGCUGAGGUCAAGAGCAGUGAGGUCAAGGACCAGGAUCCCGAACAGGCUUCAACAAAGCCGGCAAAGAAGCCCUCAGGAGUCUCCCAGCUACGACCCUUGUUCCGUAAACCCUAUUUGGGUCUCUCACUCUGGGUUUAUCUUCUCAACUUUUGUGUACUCCUGGGUCAGAACACUAUGCGACUGUGGCUGCCACAACUGUUCGCCUCCAUCAACGAGUAUGAGAAUCUGAUGGGCGAUGAGAGCGAUUCUACGAGUAUCUGCAAUAUUUUGGAGUACAGCGUCAAUCGCACCCAACAGCAACUCGCUGCCGCCGCUCUCAAUAGCCCGGAUGUGGUGUGCAAAGUUAAUAUCACACCCUCGACCUACACCAAUAAUUUGAUUGUGGCUGCCGCCGGUCUAGUGGCCUAUAUGGUGGCUGGAUUUUUGGUCAAUCUGGUUGGCGUUAAAAGGAUAAUGACGUUGGGCCUGUUCUGUGCCGGAUGCCUGUCGAUUGGGAUGUAUUGGUCCAACUCGGCGAUUGUCACGGUCGCCAUAGCCUCCCUGUUUGUGACCAUGGGCAGUAUAUCGGCCACAUCGGUGAUCAGUGCGUCGGUUAAUCUAUUUCCCACAUCGCUCAGAACUAUGAUAGUAUCGCUGGAAAUGAUGUUCGGUCGGUUGGGUUCUCUUCUGGGGAAUAUUUUCUUCCCAGCUCUAAUGGGUCUGGGCUGUGUGCCGCCCUUCUUUAUGAUCAGUUUGUUUAUGUUUUCUGGCUCUUUGAUGGCUGCCUUCUUGCCGCUGAAAAACAAAGCCGUUCUGAAGUAAACCGACUGCAACCUCCAACUUCUGUAUAUAAAUACUAUUUAAAUUAGUUUGUAGUUUCUCCUCCUUUUUUUUUGUUUGUUUUGUAUUCUCCCCUUUUUUUUUGGCUUUGCUUUAAUCAAAAGUUAAUUUAUUUUAGAUGGAAAGUCUUCUAGGAUUAAGCAAUUUGUAUGCAAUUUCAUUUCUCCUGUCAAUUACACGAAUUCCUCGCCAUCAAUUACCAUAAA